CUUACUCGAACAGGCCGUACAGAUCCGCCGUCUGUCAAGCACCAUGGCCCAACGAUCCUCCCUCAAUUUUCUCAUCACCGGCGCGGGCCGCGGCAUCGGUCGGGGCCUGACCCGCCUCCUACUAGCCAAGGGCCACCGCGUGUUCCUCAUCGACAACAACAAGACAGAGCUGGACCACCUCGUGUCCGCACACCUGGCCCCGUCUUACCCCAACACUGCCUUCCAGGCGUCACUCACCGACCUCCGCAACCCCACUGCGAUCCGCGACGCCGUCUCGCACGCCGCCGUCUUCUUCGACCGCAGGCUCGACGUGCUCAUCAACAACGCGGCGCUGACGGGCACGGUGGGCCACAGUGCUGCCGAAGGGCAGCGGUUCGAGGACAUGUCAUUGGACGUCUGGAACGCCUCCCUCGAGACGAACCUGACCGCGCCCAUGCUGCUGAGCCAGGCGUGCGUGGAGCUGCUCCGGCGGCAGGGCGGCGCGGGGUGGGACGGCAGCGGAGGCACGAUUAUUCACAUGUCCUCGACACGGGCGAGGCAGAGCGAGCCGUUGAGUGAGGCCUAUGCCGCGACCAAGGCGGGGCUGAUCGGGCUUACGCAUGCGAUGGCGGCGAGCCUGGCGGACGACGGGAUCACGGUGAAUACGAUCCUGCCCGGGUGGAUCAAUGUGGCGCAGGAGUGCAAGCGGGCAGACGAGGAGGGACUGAAGUGGGAGGAUGAGUUGAGCGAGGAGGAUCACAAGUGGCACUUUACUGGCAGGGUAGGGAAAGUAGAGGACGUGCUGGGUGCGGUUGAGUUUUUGGUGAGGGAGAGAUUUGUCAAUGGGACGGAGAUCGUGUUAGAUGGUGGUGUGACUAGGAAGAUGGUUUAUCCUGAGUAAAGAAGUAGGCCUGGAGUUGCACAGGCAAGUAGUAUUCCGUGAGUUGACAUCCUCUUCACACAUUG
Molecule: messenger RNA, 945 nt
Organism: Cryphonectria parasitica EP155
Lineage: Eukaryota; Fungi; Ascomycota; Sordariomycetes; Diaporthales; Cryphonectriaceae
Product: NAD(P)-binding protein
Exons: 1
Coding region: 44-880 (278 amino acids)
Biological process (GO): fatty acid elongation
Molecular function (GO): oxidoreductase activity, acting on the CH-OH group of donors, NAD or NADP as acceptor
Source: RefSeq, a predicted model, not a curated record